AUUGAUAGUUGAGAGGCAAGCAACUUGACUGUAUCAUUGGACAAAAUCUUCUUUCUCUAAAAUUACUUAUUCCGUGAAGACAAACAUUUGAAAUAAAAUGAUCUAUGUGAAAUAUUAUUAUUAACAGUAACCAAAAGCCUCUGUUUGAGGUAGGAGUUGAGUUAAAUUUGCUUCACAAUUUUCGAAGUGUGAUAAUUUCCUGUUAAAAUCUUAAGUGAAACUUUGCUCAGCAUGCGGUUUUUUUUUUUUUUUUUCCUUCUAUUUUCAGAUUCCUUUACAUAGUUACAUACUCAAAAGCAGUCUGAAAGAAGCAGAUUUUUAAAAUGCCUCUUUAGGAUAACUAAAGGAUAAUUUGAAUUCAUUAUCUUAGUAUCUUUUGAUAUCCCAGUUAUCACUGACUUUUGGUCAUCACAGAUAUACAGCCUUCCCCUUAGAAGCACCACAUGGCCAUCAGGCUAACAUCAGCCUUUCUAGCUAUUGGAAUGCUGGAAGUGAACGGAACCCAGAAAGCAUCUCAUUGUGGCCGUUGUCCAGAGGACUGGUUAUCCUAUUCCAACAAUUGCUAUUAUGUUAGUAGUGAUAAAAAAACCUGGACUGAGAGUCAGAUGGCCUGCGCUUCUAAGAAAUCUAAUCUGACUAAUAUAGAUAAUGAAGAAGAAAUGAAGUUUAUGGACCUUCUACCUUCUUCAUGGGUUGGACUCUCACGUGAAAGCAGUAAUUAUCCCUGGUUAUGGAUAAAUGGCUCACCUUCCAACCAAAAGAUAAGAGAGAUACCAAAUCGUACUUACAACUGUGCUAUUAUAUCCUCAUCAAGCCUUCAAUCAGCCAGUUGUGCAUCUGCAAAAACAUACAUUUGUAAGCUUGAGACUUUGAGUUAAAACACCUGGCCCUGGAGCCCUUCAGGUAUCUUUAUAUUUUAUCAAAUGGAAAUAACACCAUGAUUGCAAAAGUCUUAUAAUCAAUUACAUUAUUUGUUUAACUGGAAGCUCCACAUUGGAACCCUCCUGGACUUUACCCUAUGGCCUUCUUCUCUUGGAUGAUUUUGAUCAGUACCCUUUUCUCUAAUAAAAUAUAACUGGGAGUAUAACAACUUUCUUGUGUUCCUGAGUCUCUAUAUUGUUAAACAUGCUUACUUACCUGUUUGUUUUUGUGACAAAAUAAAAAUACCUAAAUUAUUGCAGUUUUAUAAGAAAUCUGAAUAUCCGAUUUUGUGAGUGCUCAAAUUUUUUAUUCUUUUGUGAAUUAUUGGCCGUUUACAUUUUGAUACAAUUUUUAAUAUCAGCUUACCAGUUUCCACAAUGAAGACUCUACUGGGGUUGAGACUUCUUGAAUGAUGGAGGGUAGAUCUCUGUCAAUAUCCUCUAGAAAGGGAAGAAACUGGCAAGAAAUUUUCAUACCAACUUUUUCAAGACUCUGGCAAUUAAACAAAGGCUUGAGACAAUAUAGGGAGUAUUUAAUCAAGAAAAAAUGCGGAACCUCAGUAAGAAAGAUAGUGUCUGUGACAUUUUAUCUUGGCCUCAUGCCAAACCCCGGUAGCCAUGAAAACUAUCAGCUAUGCCACUACUGAAGAGGAAGACCAAGUUUGGAGCUCUUAAGAGUCCCAUAACCACAAAAUUGUCAACCUUUGACCUUUCUCAGUCUCCCUGGAAAACCCCACUCACAGUUCAUUGUGGAUAUUUGACAUGGUUCGAGCUAGCUCUGUGGGAAAAUUGUUUACUGAAAACAAUCAACAGCAAUUGUUUCAUAUUACAGUUACCUGAGGCUGCAAUACCAGUUGUGGCCAAAAGAGCCUGAUUAAAGAUAAAAGGAAGAUUUAGGGAACAAGAUGUUCAGAGAGCUUUGAAAAGCUCAUGAAUGUACCUGGGUGUCUAGAAGGCUGUGCCGUUGUACAGGGCUGUGUGCAUGCUGAGGAAAGAUCUCAGAAGGCCCCAAUCUCUUCUUGUGAUGAAGGGUCAAACAAUCGAUUUUCAGAGCUCCUUGUUCUAAUACGCACAUUUAAGUCAAUCUGUUUUUCACAAAACAUGCUAUCGAUGUUGUAAUUUUAGUUUAGUUUAUCUGAAAAUUAUGAGCACU
Messenger RNA from Loxodonta africana (African savanna elephant), 2073 nucleotides. Its product is annotated as NKG2-C type II integral membrane protein-like. Gene Ontology annotation, cellular component: external side of plasma membrane; plasma membrane. Gene Ontology annotation, molecular function: transmembrane signaling receptor activity. Lineage: Eukaryota; Metazoa; Chordata; Mammalia; Proboscidea; Elephantidae. The record is from RefSeq and is a predicted model, not a curated record. The transcript has 5 exons. The coding region runs from base 444 to 878 and encodes 144 amino acids. Gene Ontology annotation, biological process: positive regulation of natural killer cell mediated cytotoxicity; stimulatory C-type lectin receptor signaling pathway.